Molecule: messenger RNA, 342 nt
Organism: Cetraspora pellucida
Lineage: Eukaryota; Fungi; Glomeromycota; Glomeromycetes; Diversisporales; Gigasporaceae
Source: the annotation of a GenBank genome assembly
AUGAUAUUAAGAACGGGCGAACAAAUUAAGUGUGCGCAUAUAGAUGAUAUCAGAAUCGUAGAGACCCGAACAGAAGUUCUUUAUAAAAACUCUACUAUUACUUUCUUAGAUCUUUCUUUUAGUAAGUUUAAUUUUGAAGAUAUAAGAACAUUAUCAGAUGCUCUUUGUAUAAAUGAUUGUAUAACUUCUUUAAAACUAUAUUCUUGUGGACUUGAUUCUAAAGAUGCAGAAUUGUUGGCAGAUGCGCUUUGUAAAAACACAAUUCUAUGUUCCCUAGAUGUUUCUAGCAAUUAUCUUUAUGAUGAAGGGGAGAAAGCAACAAAACUUUACAAACAAACUUAA